Messenger RNA from Protopterus annectens (West African lungfish), 2835 nucleotides. It is a transcript of the gene DHX15, whose product is annotated as DEAH-box helicase 15. Gene Ontology annotation, molecular function: RNA binding; RNA helicase activity; ATP binding. Lineage: Eukaryota; Metazoa; Chordata; Ceratodontiformes; Protopteridae. The coding region runs from base 134 to 2392 and encodes 752 amino acids. Gene Ontology annotation, cellular component: spliceosomal complex; intracellular anatomical structure. The transcript has 19 exons. The record is from RefSeq and is a predicted model, not a curated record.
GCAAUCAUCAUCUCGCAGUACAGUGGCGGCCAUCUUUAAGCUGCUGUCUUGUGGGGUUCUUCUUCUUUUAGUGAUAAAGUUUCGCCGGGUGGUCUUUUGUUUCUUUGAGUAGUUUGCUGUUUAUUUUCGCAGUAUGUCUAAACGGCAUCGACUGGAUAUAGGAGAUGAGCUUGCAAGCAAGAAGCGCAUGCUGGAUGGGAAGGACAAAGACAGGGAUCGAGAACGUGAUGAUCGCCCUAAAGAUCGUGAAAGGGACAGGGAGAAAGAAUUACGGAUCCCAGGAAAUCCUCCAGUAUUAUCAAGUGUACUGCCACCUUUAAAACAGGCAGUAAUACAGCAGACAAUUAAUCCUUUCACCAAUCUCCCUCACACACCACGGUACUAUGAAAUUUUAAAAAAAAGACUACAACUUCCUGUGUGGGAGUAUAAGGAACGUUUUACAGAUAUCCUUACCAGGCAUCAGUCAUUUGUACUUGUAGGAGAAACUGGCUCUGGCAAAACAACCCAGAUUCCUCAGUGGUGUGUUGAUUAUGUGCGCUCAUUACCUGGACCAAAGCGAGGAGUGGCUUGUACUCAGCCCAGAAGAGUGGCUGCAAUGAGUGUGGCUCAGAGAGUUGCUGAUGAAAUCGAUGUCAUGUUGGGUCAAGAAGUUGGUUAUUCCAUUCGAUUUGAAGAUUGCAGCAGUGCAAAAACAAUUUUGAAGUACAUGACAGAUGGUAUGUUACUUCGAGAAGCCAUGAACGAUCCAUUGCUGGAACGCUAUGGUGUUAUUAUUCUUGACGAGGCUCAUGAACGUACCCUUGCGACAGACAUUCUUAUGGGUGUGUUGAAAGAAGUUGUGAGGCAGAGAUCAGACUUAAAGGUACAUGUAAUGACUGCAACUGUGAAUACAUUCAAAUAUCUACAUUUAUGGCCCAACUGUCCUGCUCUGGAGGCAGUUGGGGAAACUCACCCCAUUACAAUCUUCCUUUAUAUUCCAGAUCCCGAGCAGGACAUUUUAGAAGCUGCUAUAUGGAGCUCCGUCUCAGUAGAGGCCUGCGAAUCUGAAUUAGCAUAUAUGUAUAUAUUUUUAAUAUAUUUUCAGGAGAUUGAUGAAGCUUGUAAAAGAAUCAAACGAGAGAUUGAUGACUUGGGUCCUGAAGUUGGAGAUAUUAAAAUCAUUCCUCUGUAUUCCACAUUGCCACCCCAGCAGCAGCAGAGAAUAUUUGAGCCACCACCUCCAAAAAAGGCGAAUGGUGCAAUAGGAAGAAAGGUAGUUGUGUCAACAAACAUUGCAGAAACAUCUUUAACAAUUGAUGGUGUUGUGUUUGUGAUUGACCCUGGUUUUGCUAAACAAAAGGUGUAUAAUCCACGUAUUAGGGUGGAGUCUCUACUGGUAACUGCAAUUAGCAAGGCUUCUGCUCAGCAGAGAGCUGGUCGUGCUGGCCGUACUAGGCCAGGCAAGUGCUUUCGACUGUACACUGAGAAGGCUUAUAAAGUAGAGAUGCAGGAUAACACUUACCCAGAGAUUUUGAGGUCUAACCUGGGUUCUGUGGUGUUACAGUUGAAAAAACUUGGUAUUGACGACUUGGUGCAUUUUGAUUUCAUGGAUCCCCCAGCUCCUGAAACAUUGAUGAGAGCCCUAGAGCUUCUAAAUUACUUGUCUGCAUUAAAUGAUGAUGGAGAUUUAACUGAACUGGGAUCCAUGAUGGCAGAGUUUCCGCUGGAUCCACAACUUGCCAAGAUGGUUAUUGCAAGUUGUGAUUACAACUGUUCCAAUGAGAUCCUCUCUAUUACUGCAAUGUUGUCAGUCCCACAGUGUUUCGUUCGCCCCACGGAAGCAAAGAAAGCAGCUGAUGAGGCCAAGAUGAGGUUUGCGCACAUCGAUGGAGAUCAUUUGACGUUGCUGAAUGUCUACCAUGCUUUCAAACAAAAUCACGAAUCGGUUCAGUGGUGCUAUGAUAACUUCAUUAACUACAGAUCAUUAAUGUCUGCUGACAAUGUACGCCAGCAGUUGUCGCGAAUCAUGGACAGAUUUAACCUCCCACGCAGAAGCACUGAAUUUACAAGCAGAGACUACUACAUCAAUAUACGAAAGGCUUUAGUCACCGGAUUCUUCAUGCAGGUGGCUCACUUGGAAAGGACAGGGCAUUACUUGACAGUGAAGGAUAACCAGGUUGUACAGCUACAUCCAUCUACCGUUCUUGACCACAAACCUGAGUGGGUGCUUUACAAUGAAUUUGUGCUUACUACAAAAAACUACAUUAGAACUUGCACAGAUAUCAAGCCUGAAUGGUUGGUGAAAAUUGCCCCACAGUACUAUGACAUGAGCAAUUUCCCUCAGUGUGAAGCUAAAAGACAGCUAGAACGCAUUAUUGCAAAAUUACAGAGCAAGGAAUAUUCACAGUUCUGAAGUAAUGGUUUGAACUGACUAUGCAGAAGAGAGCUUUAAAUGCCCACAUGAACUUGGGGAUUUUAAUUGUACUCCAUGACAGUUCAGUAACGGCCUUUGUUGGAGCUUUUAAAUGUUUUCUUUACAGUUAAAUUCCGUUCCUUGUAUCAUAAUUUGGAAACAAUUCAUCUCUUUAUUUCCCCCCACGGUGGAGCAGUUGGAGACGCCAAUCAAUGUUUGCUGUUUCUGAAAGUAGAUGUAUUAAGCAAUGUUGGCAUUUCAUUUGAAAUGGCUGGAACUGUUUCUGAAGUGUGAUUCUCGACCAUGUUAUGCAUGAUCGUCAUUGUGACUGUUGACAUUCCUUUCAAAAGUUGUGAACCAUUACUACAACUUGUGCUUAUGUAGACCAGUCUUCAUGUCCACCGUACAAAGUCUUUGACUUAAAUAAAGUCUAUUUAUACUAA